GCCAACAGGUGAGGCUAACCCAACAGGUUCCAGAAGCCAGGGGCAAUGGGGCGGAGCAUAGUGCCUGACUUAGGUGGCAACGGGCUGGGGGCCCUGCCACACUGGGGCAGGCAGGCAGGCAGGCAGGCAGGCAGGCAGGAGACGCAUUUGCUGCUAUCUUCCUGCUGCAACCAGCGGGGUGCAGGCCAUGGAGCCCACUGGAGGGUGACAGCAGCCUGGUGGGCGGGCAUGUUUGGAGGCCUGGGGCCUGGGGGCCCGGGAGCACAGGGCAUGGCAGGACCCCUGCGGGGCAGGGUGGAGGAACUGAAGCGGCCCUGGUGGCGGGAGAGCUCACCACUGGUGCUGCAGCACAGCGAGGCAGCCCGGCUGGCGGCCGACGCCCUCCUGGAGCGGGGUGAGGCUGCCUACCUGCGGGUCAUCUCAGAGGAGCAGGAACUGCCCUUCCUGAGCUCCCUGGAUGUGGACUACAUGACCAGCCAUGUGCGUGGGGGUCCUGAGCUGGGUGAGGCCCACGGACUGGAGGCCUCAGGACCUGACCGCCUCAGCCUGCUCUCAGAAGUCACCUCGGGCACUUACUUUCCCACGGCCUCUGACAUAGACCCCCCGGACCUGGACUUGGGCUGGCCUGAGAUUCCACAGGCCACGGGCUUCAGCCCCACCCAGGCUGUGGUCCACUUUCAGCGGGACAAGACCAAGAACAUCAAAGACCUUCUGCGUUUCCUCUUCAGCCAGGCCCGCACGGUGGUGGCUGCGGUGAUGGACAUAUUCACAGACAUGGAGCUCCUGUGCGACCUCAUGGAGGCCUCUAGUCGGCGUGGCGUCCCUGUCUACCUGCUCCUGGCUCAGGAGCACCUGAGCCACUUCCUGGAGAUGUGCUAUAAGAUGGACCUCAAUGGGGGGCACCUGCCGAACAUGCGUGUACGGAGCACAUGUGGGGACACAUACUGCAGCAAGGCGGGCCGCCGCUUCACGGGACAGGCCCUGGAGAAGUUCGUCAUCAUCGACUGUGAGCAGGUGGUGGCGGGCAGCUACAGCUUCACCUGGCUUUGCAGCCAGGCCCACACCAGCAUGGUGCUGCAGCUGCGGGGCCGCAUCGUGGAAGACUUUGACCGGGAGUUCCGCUGUCUGUAUGCCGAGUCACGGCCUGUGGAGGGCUUCUGCAGCGGCGAGGAUCCCAGGGCACCGUGCCCUCCUCUGGCGGCCCUGGCCUUCGGGCCCAGCAUCCCAAGCCGCAGGUCCUCAUCGCCCUCCAGCACCAGCCUCAGCAGCAUCAAGCACUCCCCUCUCAUGGGCCGCUCCUCCUACCUUGCUCUACCAGGAGGCGGUGGCUGCAGUGACACAGGAAUGGGGUCCUCAUCCCCAGGCCCUACUUGUCGCAAAGCCAGUGGCCAGCCCUCCCUCCAACGCCAGCUGUCAGAUCCUAACCAUGGCUCACCGCCAGGGCCCUACAGGGCCAACCUGGGCAAGAUGGGGGCGUCCCUGUGGUCCCAGUCCUCCCCUGCCCUCAACCACAGUAGCACCAGCCCCUUGACCCUGGCAGUGGGGUCACCUCUGCUUACUCGCCCACGCUCCCUCCUCCCCUUCUCCCGGGGUGUCCCAGCCCUAUCUAGGCUGCCAGAGAACGGGCUCCCAGGCAGCCAGGAGCCUUGCCCCCCACGAGGUCGCUGGGGACCUGGCACAGCCCUGGAGACAGUGGAGGAGAAGAAGGUGUCUCUGAGUCAGAGCCAUGGCCAACUGGAUCUCCUUAUCCCCUUUCCCAGAGCUCGAGAAGCAAGAGGCCCUGAUCCUCGUGUUACCUCCAACUCAGACUCCCUGUGGCCUGGUGAGCAGGCCCAAAAGGACAGGAGGUUAUCCCCAAACCAGAAAUACAACCAGCUGGAUCUCCUGCCCCAGGCCCAAGGUGCUGGGGGUGCCCCUGAGUCAGGUUCCCCCAGACCUGGCCAUGGGAACCCAGAGCAUAAGAGGCUGCCUCCAAACCACAGCCAUGGCCAAUUGGACCUCCUGCCACAGUACCCUAAGACUGGGGGCUCCAGAGGGCCCCCUGAAGCCAACUCCUCAGCCAGGGCUGGCAAGCAGGGUCCAGAUGAGCGACGGCAGACCCUGGGCCACAGCCAGCUGGACCUCAUCACAAAGUUUGGCCCAUUCCGGGGUGAGGGGCCGGGGCCCAAUAGUCUCCCUAGACCGAGCCAUGCUCGCAAGCCUGGAGUGGGCUCUGCGGAUGAGAAGCGGCUGACUCUGGGCCACAGCAAGCUGGACCUCAUCACCAAGUACCAUCAGUUGCAGGGUGCCAGGCAGGGACCUGAGCAUGGCCUCCCGGGGAGACCCACAGGUGACCAUUGCAAUGGCAGUAGCAGUGGCCCAUUUGGGGAUGAGAAGCGGCUGACCCUGGGCCACAGCAAACUGGACCUCAUCACUAAGUUCAACAAGUCCAAGUUCAAGCUGCUCCGAAGCCGCUUUGAGUCCUAGUCUUGCUCCCAGCAGGGACAUGUCCCUCCUACACCUGCUGAGACUAGAUUUGGUCAGGUUCCAGACUCUGGGGUAGACGCUCAGGCAUAGGCUGCAGGGGAGGAAAGGAUGCCUAGAAGCCCAGGUUAGACACCCCCUGCGCUCAGGAUUCUUGCUUACACACACACA
Molecule: messenger RNA, 2634 nt
Organism: Myotis davidii
Lineage: Eukaryota; Metazoa; Chordata; Mammalia; Chiroptera; Vespertilionidae
Gene: SACK1C
Product: family with sequence similarity 83 member C
Exons: 4
Coding region: 46-2466 (806 amino acids)
Biological process (GO): epidermal growth factor receptor signaling pathway
Source: RefSeq, a predicted model, not a curated record